Molecule: messenger RNA, 585 nt
Organism: Dictyostelium discoideum AX4
Lineage: Eukaryota; Evosea; Eumycetozoa; Dictyosteliales; Dictyosteliaceae
Exons: 4
Coding region: 1-585 (194 amino acids)
Source: RefSeq, a predicted model, not a curated record
AUGGAACCAUUCCCAGAUACUUUAUUUUUCACUGAUUAUGGAUUUAGAAAUGAAUCUGGUACUGCAGUUUUAAAAGCAAAUACUAUAAUUGGUAAAAGAUUUGUGAAAUUUAAUUUAGGUGGAAAUGAUGGUUUUAACUUUUAUUAUGAUUUAAGUUUAUAUAAUUAUUUAACUGAAACUGAAGUAUAUAAUAUGGUUGAAGAUUUCCAAAGUUUAAAAUGUCAUUUUAACCAUGGUCUUACUGUUUUGUUCUUUUUAGCAAUUAUAGGAACAUGCUUUUUGUUUGGUGUUGUUUUAUGGAUUCCAUUUUUUAUUUGGUUCUUUGUUGAAAAAAAGAAACUUUUAAAAAAAUUAAUGGAUAAAGAAGCAGAAUUAAUUCUUAAAUAUAAUAACUUAUAUUCUCAUCGUAAUAUUGCAAUUAGAGCAAAGGGUGAAGGAUUUUUACGUCAUUUUGAUAUUUUAAUACCAAGUGAUAUUGGAAAUGCUCCAAUCUUAACCAAAUAUGUUGGUACUGAACAAUUGGUGAUCUCACUAAACACUCCAAAUGGUUAUGCUCCAAUCAGAUCCAUUAUUCUUAAUGUUUAA